UACCGGAGUGGUAUCAAAGAGUGUGUAUUACGGAGCAUUUUAAAGUACGUGUGUGGUGGUCGGUGCACGCGCAUGCAUUGGUGGAGUUGAAAAGCUUUGAUUUUGAGCAUUUGAUCAUACACCCUUUUUAGCUUGGUAGCUCACGCUUCGUUUCCAGCCGAAAAGCUUGGAAAAUCAAAAUAUUGGGCUUUGGAAGCUUCUACUGAGAUCUGAAGAGGGUUGGAAGUUUGUCUGUUUUUUAAAUUGGGAGCCAGAUUUUGUUGGAUAUUGGAGUUCUUGGUGUGAAAUAUGUGCUUGAGCUAAGAAUAGUUUUUAGUUGGUGGGUUAUUUCUCAAUUGCAUUUCCUGUGAUCGAGGGAAUUAUAUGAGAAGAAAUAGGAACUGAUGGUUUUCUUCAUUUGAAGUGGAAAGUUUUAGGAUUUGGCCCUAUUAUCUUCAUGAAACAAGGCUUAAUUUUUCAUAAUUAAGUUGUUGGAGGAGAAAGGGGGUAGAGAAUUGGAGUUUGUUUUAUGUAUUGAGUUUUUGGAGGGUGGAAUUCAGAGGAUAAAGUGCAUGUGGUAUGCUAUUUUGGGGUGAAAAGGAGUUACUGCUGUUUUUUGUGCUGCUCGCUCCAACUGUAUUGUUUAAAUCUUCAUGAUGAAACUGUCUGCUUGCUUGAAUCAACAGUCUCCUGAAGGAGGAGAGAAGAGCUGCCUAAAUUCUGAACUUUGGCAUGCCUGUGCCGGCCCUCUCGUUUCUCUCCCAUCUGUCGGAAGCCAUGUGGUGUAUUUUCCUCAGGGACACAGUGAGCAGGUUGCUGUAUCCACGAACAAGGAAGCCGAUGCUCAGAUGCCUAAUUACCAGAGCUUACCUGCUCAGCUCAUUUGCCAGCUUCAUAACGUGACCAUGCACGCUGACAUAGAGACGGACGAGGUGUAUGCUCAAAUGACC
Molecule: messenger RNA, 929 nt
Organism: Salvia splendens (bonfire salvia)
Lineage: Eukaryota; Viridiplantae; Streptophyta; Magnoliopsida; Lamiales; Lamiaceae
Product: auxin response factor 8-like
Exons: 5
Biological process (GO): response to hormone; regulation of DNA-templated transcription
Molecular function (GO): DNA binding
Source: RefSeq, a predicted model, not a curated record